This is a messenger RNA of Fusarium proliferatum ET1, 2547 nucleotides long. RefSeq lists its product as uncharacterized. NCBI's taxonomy places the organism in Eukaryota, Fungi, Ascomycota, Sordariomycetes, Hypocreales, Nectriaceae. The record is from RefSeq and is a predicted model, not a curated record. The coding region runs from base 1 to 2547 and encodes 848 amino acids. The transcript is spliced from 3 exons.
AUGGGUGACGUCUACAGAGAGUCUCGAGUCUAUCGCGAGAGGGACUGGGAGCGAGAAGAUGGCUCUUCAGACGACGAGCGCUAUCGCAAAACCACAAUCAGACGAUACAAGGUCGCACCAAGCAGGUCUGAUCGCUUCGAACGGGGUUCCGAAUUUGAUGAUGGACGUUCCCAUUUCUCCCGCUAUGGUCGCUCUUCUGGCGACUUAGCUGAGCACGACCGACGCUCUUUCGUCCCGGAUCGUCCUCGCUCUGCCUUUGAAGGAGCUCCCUCCCAUGCUAGUUUUCAUGAGGAUCGUGGGCGAGACACGGCUCCUCGAUCUUACGUUUACGAAAAGGAAACUGAACGAGAGACUUAUCCUCCGCCGCCCCCGCCUAUGCCAAUGCAAGCGCCUUCUCAGGUCGGAGAUCGAUCUCGUGCGCCAGCUUUCGUAGAGACGAAGGAAGUUGAGCGUGAUUGGGACCGACGAUCUCGCUUUGACGCUUUGUUCGACGAGGAUGUCAAGGUUGAGAACCAAAUGGUCAGGACUGAACGCCGAGAUAACGGCGAAUACCGCGUUGAGAAGCGUGUUGAGGAACACAUCGACGACACCCAUGGAUGCGACGUUGAGCGAUACCGCAAGGAGACGGAAUACUACACCCCUUACGACCCACCGCCUCCUCCAGCUCCCGUCAUCAUUCGACAGCGCGCGCCUGAACCACAGAAGAUCAUUGUUCAAGAAGCUCCUCCUCCGGCUCCAGUCAUCGUUUCCCCUCGCCAGCAACAGCAGCCUGGUGUAGUUGUCAUUCGUGAGAGAGAGCCUGAAAGACAACAGGUUGUAGUUAGAAGGGAGCAUCGAGAGCAUCGACACGAGCACCGACAUCGCCCUUCGGAGGAGGAGUACUACUAUCGCCACGAGCACCGCGACUCCCGUGGAGACCGUGACUACGCCAUUGAGCGAUAUGACCGCAGACGUCGUGAUCACGGCUACCACAGUGAUGACGAUGAUUAUUACGUCCGACGCAAGGUUAUUCGUCGCCGCGAAGGUAGCGAAAGUCCCCACCACAAGCGACACUUGGCUGAAGGCGCUCUUGCUGGUGCGGGUGUCACAGCUCUUCUCAACAGUCGCCGCGACAGCUACGGUGAACUGCCUGAAAACCGUGGCCGCAAGGUCAUUGCUGGAGCUGCUCUUGGCGCUCUUGGUACCGAGGCCUUGCGCCGAGCUCGUAGUGCUUAUGGCGAUCGCUGGCAUGGCGACGAUGAUUCUCCCGACCGCUCCUCUCGACUUAAGCAGGGUCUCGGAAUCGCUGCUGUUGCUCUAGCUGCUGCUGGUGCCGCCAAAUACUACCAGUCCAAUAAGAUUGAAAAGGAGGAGGCGAUUCGAGGUAGAAGCCGCCGUCGUGGUUAUUACUCUGAUGACUACUCGCGCUCUCGUUCGCGGUCCAUCAUUCGAAAAACCACGACGACAAAGAGCACUAGCCGCGGUAGCCGUCGUCGUAGUUUGUCGACGGCAGCCAAGGCAGCUCUGGGAACUGUUGCUGCUGCAGGUAUUGCCAAGCACAUUCGCAAUAGGUCCAAGUCAUCGCGCGGCCGCAGCAGCAGUAGGUCGAGCAGCUCGCGCAGCCGCAGCCGAUCAAGGAGCCGCAGCAAGUCUAGACUUCGCCGCGGUGCCGAGAUCGCUGGUGCCGCUGUAGCAGCCAAGGCUGCGCACCACGUUUGGAAGAAGCGCAAGGAAAAGAAGGAUGGCAGUGACAGUAGCAGCGAUGAUGAGUACUACCGCCGAGGCCCCUCGAGAAGCCGGAGCAGGAGCAGGUCCAAGGCCAGAUCCAUUCGUUCAGAGCGCGGGACUGAUCCUGAGCUAGGCCCCGUAGUUGAAUACGGCACCGAUCCCCUCGCGACGCAACCGCCAGCCUCAACGUCGCGAGGCUACGAAUCCGAAGCGGAGGCAAGACGUCGACGCCGUAGACGACGCGACCGUAGUCGAUCCGCGUCGUCUGCGGGAUCUGACAAUAACCGUAAACGCAGCAGAAGCAGACUCGGGGCCGCCGCAGCCGCAGGAGCUGCAGCCCUUGGCAUCAAGGAAUACAAGGACAAGAAGGACAGGGAGAAGAGAGAGCAGCGCUCUAGGGAACGACGACUCGAACUUGAACGAGAACGCGAGCGGGAAGAUGAGCGAGACCGUCGUGGUCGAGCUACCAGAUCUCCUUCGCGAACCCGAUCUCGAAGUCGUUCCAGGAAACGAUUCGACGACUAUGAUGAUCGUCGCCCUCGCUCACGCUCACCACCCAUGGCUUCUGGUGGCGCUGGCUUCCCACCUUAUCCUAUGGACCCUACUCCUCCACCUGGAAAUCCUUACACCAAUAUUCCGGACCGUUCUGCUGACUUCCAGCCGUACGUUCCUCAAGACUAUACGGGCUAUCCCCCGCCGCCUCCUGGACCCCCUCGAGGACUUUCCACAGGGCCCGCCAACUAUCCACCGCCAGGACCUCCUGGGCCACCACCGCCCCCCCCAGGACCUCCGGGACCUCCACCGGCUGGCGGUCCAAGAGCGCCUGACAAUAUAGUCUAG